AUGGCGCUUUCACCCGGACAGACUCAUCCGGGGUACAUUAUCGCCAAGGAAGAUACGAGAUCGAAGGCUCGCGAGGAGGGGCAGGCGGUUGAGGCGAACGGGGAGGGAAAGAAGCCAGGGCUGUUGUAUGAGGACUUUCAUCCAUUCAAGCCACGGCAGUUUGAGGGUAAGCCGGGCGUCACUAUCUUGGAGUUCCCAUCGAUGAAUGCUACCGUCGAUGAGUACUUCUCGUCUAUUGAGUCGCAGCGACUGGAGUCCCGGUUGACCGAGCGAGAAGAGGCGGCGAAGAAAAAGCUGGAUGCUGUUCGGCAGGAACAUGAGAAGAAGAUCGGCGCGCUGAAGCACGCACAGGAGUUGCAUAUCCGGAAGGCGGGCGCCAUCGAGGACAAUGUCUACCGGGUGCAGGAGGCCAUGGACGCGGUCAACGGACUGAUUGCCCAGGGCAUGGACUGGGUUGAGAUUGCACGGCUGAUCGAAAUGGAGCAGGGACGAGGCAAUCCCGUCGCGAAGAUCAUCAAGCUGCCACUGAAGCUGUAUGAGAAUACGAUCACGCUGCUGCUUGGUGAGGCGGGAGAGGAGCAGGAGGAGGCCGAGGAGUUGUUCUCUGAAUCCGAGGAGUCUGAAGAUGAACAGGAGACGACUCAAACCGCUCAGAACAAGCCAGAGGUGUUGACCAUUGAUAUCGAUCUGGGGCUGUCCCCGUGGGCCAACGCUACGCAGUACUACGAACAAAAGAAGAUGGCUGCCGUUAAAGAGCAGAGGACGGCACAAUCUUCCACGAAGGCGCUUAAGAGCCACGAGAAGAAGGUCACGGAAGACCUGAAAAAGAGUCUCAAACAGGAGAAGCAGGUCCUCCGGCCGGCUAGGAAACCGUUUUGGUUCGAAAAAUUUCUCUUCUUCGUCUCCUCCGAGGGAUAUUUGGUGCUGGGUGGCCGCGAUGCGAUGCAGAGUGAAUUACUUUACCGUCGGCACUUGAAGAAAGGUGACAUCUUUGUACACGCAGACCUCGAAGGUGCGACACCGAUCGUCGUCAAGAACAGACCCGGUACUCCGAACGCUCCCAUCCCACCAAGUACCCUGUCGCAAGCAGGAAACCUCUGUGUUGCUACCUCGAGUGCGUGGGAUUCCAAGGCCGUGAUGCCUGCGUGGUGGGUGCAUGCACACCAGGUUUCCAAGACGGCCGAGGCGGGUGGUCUUCUUCCUGCCGGAGACUUCCUGGUCAAAGGCGAGAAGAACUUCCUUGCCCCGUCGCAGCUUGUGCUCGGUUUUGCAGUGAUGUUCCAGAUCAGUAAGGAGAGUUUGAAGAACCACAAGCUUCACCGGUUUGAUGUGACGGAGACUACCGAGUCGACUGCACAGGGCGAUGGAGUGGCUGCAUCUGCGGAGGAGGUGAAACAGACUCCUGAGCAAGCAAAUGAAACAGCUCCGGCCAAUGAGCCCUCGGAGACGCUUAACAAGCAAGAAGAAGGCGAGCAAAGCUCCGAUUCAGACGACGAGCAGGAGGAUCCCGACGCUGUCCCUGCCCGCAACCCGCUACAACGUGGAGACUCGGAGUCUAUGCCCGAGGAACCAGUAGACGAGGUGAAGGGUGCAGACAGAGCCGCAGACAAACCCACUGCUGACUCACAGGAGGCCGAGGAAGAGCUGUCUGAGGAGGAAACGGCCCCCGCAGAGGAAGAUAGCCCUACGGUGCAGACUCAGGAGAAGGAGCAUCUCUCGGCCAAGGAGAAACGUCUGGCAAAACAGGGCAAAUCUCUCGACUCUGAAACCGAUGAAAAAGGAUCUAAGCAGACUUCAUCCCCUGCCACGAACGGAAAGCGUUCCAAAGGUGACACCAAGUCAGCACCCGCCUCUUCUCGAGGCAAGAAGGGAAAGGCGAAGAAAGCCGCAGCGAAGUAUGCCGACCAGGAUGAAGAAGAGCGUGAGUUGGCGCUUCGGCUCCUCGGAGCUAACAAAGCCAAAGCCGAAAAGGCCGCCGCAGCGGCGGAGGCCAAAGCCAACCGUGAGCGUGAAGCAGAGGCGCAGAGGAAACGUCGGCAGGCGCAACAUGCGCGCGCCGCGGAAGCUGAGCGGAAACGCCAGGCCCUGUUCGAAGAAGGUGGUGGAGAUGACUACGACGAGGAGACGGCUGCAGCUGAAGCGGCUGAUCUUGAGUGGAUUCCGGCUCUGGUGGGCACGCCUCACCCGGACGAUGAGAUCCUUGCCGCUAUUCCCGUGUGCGCGCCUUGGGGCUCCCUCGGACGAUACAAAUACCGAGUGAAAUUGCAGCCAGGUGCGGUGAAGAAGGGUAAGGCUGUCAAGGAGAUCCUUGGGCGGUGGAUUGCUGAGACGACCACGGGUAAGGUCAAGAAGGAACACGCCGAGGAUGCAGGCAUCAGCCGGGCUGUUGCGGAGAAGAUCCGAGCUCGCGAGGGAGAGCUGAUCAAGGGAUGGAAGGAUACUGAGAUCAUCAAUAACGUUCCUGUUGGCAAGGUCCGCGUGAUGACGGGCGCUGGAGGAAGCGGAGGCGCCGAAGGGAAAGGCAAAGGAAAGGGAGGCGGUGGUAACAAGGGAGGAAAAGGAGGAAAGAAGAAAUGA
Aspergillus terreus NIH2624 is the source of this 2577-nucleotide messenger RNA. Its product is annotated as putative DUF814 domain protein. Lineage: Eukaryota; Fungi; Ascomycota; Eurotiomycetes; Eurotiales; Aspergillaceae. Gene Ontology annotation, cellular component: RQC complex. The record is from RefSeq and is a predicted model, not a curated record. Gene Ontology annotation, biological process: rescue of stalled cytosolic ribosome; ribosome-associated ubiquitin-dependent protein catabolic process. The coding region runs from base 1 to 2577 and encodes 858 amino acids. The transcript is spliced from 2 exons. Gene Ontology annotation, molecular function: tRNA binding; ribosomal large subunit binding.